AUGUCCAACAACAUGAACGAGGUUUUCGAGCAUGAAACAAUUGAAUUGGAGCUCGGUGACAUCAAUGGUGCAUCCACAGUUAUAGAUGAAAUGAAGAAAUUGCACUGGGCAAUUAAAGAAUGCAAAAUUCAAACGGAAGAUCUGGGAUUUGAACCAAUUGACCUAAUUGGUCAUUCCUAUGAUGAAUUUUCCCUUUAA
Trichomonas vaginalis G3 is the source of this 198-nucleotide messenger RNA. RefSeq lists its product as uncharacterized. The record is from RefSeq and is a predicted model, not a curated record. Bases 1 to 198 code for a protein of 65 amino acids. The transcript has a single exon. Lineage: Eukaryota; Parabasalia; Trichomonadida; Trichomonadidae.